UAGACGACCAGGGUGAGUUAUGGGAAUGAAAGAGGAACCAUUCUCCCUAUUUCAACUCAUUUUGAAGCUGCUAUUUUAAGGAGGAGCUUCAGAUCCUCUAAAAAUGAUGUCAAACCAUGCUGAGACUUGAUAAUGGCAGUGAAGUUGAAGUUUUCCUUCGUCUUUCUUCUUUUAUUAGAUUUCAAUCAUCUCAACGGGCAGGAGAGGAUCAAGGUGUUUAAACCCAUUCUGCUGAGAUUCGAGUUCCCUUCAGUUUACAACAGUAGCAUGAAGUCCUGCUGCAGACUCUUUGUAAGGUUUUGUUACCCGCUGCUGGACAGCACAGGGUACACCUACGAGCUGCUGAGAGGAAGAGUGACCCAAACAGAGGGGGACGGCUGGAUUGAGUUCAAAAUAUCAAACGUUACGUUACAGGAUGCAGGAUACUACAGAUGCUCUGUGCUGGAAACACCAUACAUUGUCUACAUCAACACGUUUCUCGAGGUCACAGAAUCCUCAAUUCCCCACAGUGCGUCUCAGCCUCCCCCGACAACAACCAUCAAAACCCUCAGCACCUCCACAUCAAUCCGACCAGAAUCCACCGGGCCCGUCCUCUCACAGGGCAGCGCCCACAGUUCCAGCAUGCCCUGGAGUUUUGGCCUGCCCCUAUUGGUCGUUGUGUCAAUUACAGUGAUGAUUGUGAUCACUUUGGUUAUGGGUGUAGUAGUUUGCUGCAGACUGAAGGCAAAACCUGAACAGCCAGCAGUAGCAGAUGAAGAGAUGGCGCAGACUCAGACGGUCUACACUGAAGCUACACCUAAACAGCUGGAACAGCUGCAGCAGCAGGGCAUCCACUAUGAUGUCAUCACCUUCACUGAUGAAUAGACGGCUUCUUAAAACUACUGGGACUCAAACCUGCGUCGCCUAGGACCAAUACAAACCACUAUGAGCUGACAAGUACCGUGCAGUGACCUCAACUUAUUUAUGCAUCCAGCUGGCUGUGAACUAAAGCAUCGUGUCCUCCACGGUCUCAUCUGCUCGGGGGUGUUUGCACUGUUUAGUAAGAUCAACAGCUUUUUGUAAAUUCAGAUUAUUGCACCCAGCGCUUCUAACUUAAUCAUAGGGGCUGUGCAUUUAGGAGCGGGAUUGUAACUCUGAAAAUGUAUUUGUGUUUAUGUGCCUCAACUGCUUCGAUUUGCAAGACAAUGUUAUCAAAGAAAAUGAAACGGCUUAUAUCGUGUGUUUGGAAAUAUACAGAGUAUCCAAAUGAACAUUUUAGUUUUCAGAUGGAGAAAAUGGAAAGGGGAGCGUUUAUUUUUGAUCUGUAAUGAGACAUGUUGAUUGCUAGAAUGCCACAACCUCAUGUUUACUGAAUAUGAACAUGUACAUACCUUUUACAUUUGUCUUUUGUUCUGUGAAGAGCGAUUUGUUUUGAAUGAGUGAAUUUGAAGUGUUUAAUAAGCUAAAAGCUGACACCAAAUAAAUCACUUUGUGUAUAUUCUCUGUAUCCAUAAA
Messenger RNA from Pleuronectes platessa (European plaice), 1494 nucleotides. RefSeq names its product CMRF35-like molecule 8. The coding region runs from base 133 to 864 and encodes 243 amino acids. The transcript has 6 exons. Lineage: Eukaryota; Metazoa; Chordata; Actinopteri; Pleuronectiformes; Pleuronectidae. The record is from RefSeq and is a predicted model, not a curated record.